Molecule: messenger RNA, 907 nt
Organism: Pan troglodytes (chimpanzee)
Lineage: Eukaryota; Metazoa; Chordata; Mammalia; Primates; Hominidae
Gene: EXOSC1
Product: exosome component 1
Exons: 8
Coding region: 68-703 (211 amino acids)
Biological process (GO): RNA processing
Cellular component (GO): nuclear exosome (RNase complex); cytoplasm
Molecular function (GO): RNA binding
Source: RefSeq, a predicted model, not a curated record
UACGCGCAAGGAUAAAGAAUACCAAUUGACACGUGUCUUACUGCGGAACUGUGCCUGGGUUUGGCCAAUGAGAAAGCGACUUCGUUUUCAUCCGGGUUUUGGGACAGCGGCAAUCAUGGCGCCACCCGUGAGAUACUGCAUCCCCGGCGAACGUCUGUGUAACUUGGAGGAGGGCAGCCCGGGCAGCGGCACCUACACCCGCCACGGCUACAUCUUUUCGUCGCUUGCCGGUUGUCUGAUGAAGAGCAGCGAGAAUGGCGCGCUUCCAGUGGUGUCUGUAGUGAGAGAAACAGAGUCCCAGUUACUGCCAGAUGUGGGAGCUAUUGUAACCUGUAAGGUCUCUAGCAUCAAUUCACGCUUUGCCAAAGUACACAUCCUGUAUGUGGGGUCCAUGCCACUUAAGAACUCUUUUCGAGGAACUAUCCGCAAGGAAGAUGUCCGAGCAACUGAAAAAGACAAGGUUGAAAUUUAUAAGAGUUUCCGCCCAGGUGACAUUGUCUUGGCCAAAGUGAUCUCCUUAGGUGAUGCACAGUCCAACUACCUGCUAACCACCGCCGAGAACGAGCUGGGAGUGGUGGUAGCCCACAGUGAGUCAGGUAUCCAGAUGGUUCCCAUCAGCUGGUGUGAGAUGCAGUGCCCUAAGACCCACACUAAAGAAUUCCGGAAAGUAGCCCGAGUACAACCCGAAUUCUUGCAGACCUAAGAAGCGACUUUUUACCCUAUGGAAGGGGGUAAGCUGUUCCUGAGUAUAACACCAAGAUGCUGCUGUCUUUAUUCAAACACCUGGCGUCGGCCAACAGCCACUUCCAGAAAAAUCUUCCAGUUUACGCUGUAGAUGGAACAUGUUUCUGUGAACCUAUCAGUGGAUUUCAUUCUCUUGAGUAAUAAAUCUUAUCUUUUCAAGGCA